AUGGAAUCGCCUCAUUUUGUCCCUGCUCCUACUGACACUCAUCAGCGCGAGAGGUCACGAUCUCCUCGCAGACGUUCCAGAAGCCCCGAACGGACACACCGACGCCGGUCCUACUCCCCCCGCAGCCGAUCAGCCAGCCGGGACGAUUAUCGACGAAACCGUGAUCGCUCGCCCAUGACUAGCACAGGCGCCCCAGGCGGAGGACCAAGUGCAGGAUACAGUGGACAGGCUCCCCAUCGAUCAUACGAGGAACGAGCCGCAGCUCGAGAACAAAUGAUGAACAACAUUCGCGAAUCCUCCCAGCAGGACCGCCGAGUCUACGUCGGCAACCUUUCGUACGAUGUCAAGUGGCACCAUCUGAAGGACUUCAUGAGACAGGCUGGAGAGGUGCUCUUUGCCGACGUGCUAUUGCUUCCAAACGGAAUGUCGAAGGGAUGCGGAAUUGUGGAAUAUGCUACACGGGAGCAAGCCCAACAGGCUGUUGCCCAACUGAGCAACCAGAACCUCAUGGGUCGCCUAGUCUACGUGCGUGAAGACCGUGAGGCUGAGCCUCGGUUUAUCGGAGCAACUGGCGGCAACCGCGGCGGCUUCGGCGGUGGCAUGCCUGGCGGCGGCGGAUUCAACCCCGGAUACGGCGGCGGUGCGCCUGGCGGCGGCGGUCGUCAGAUCUACGUGGCCAACCUCCCCUUCAAUGUAGGCUGGCAAGAUCUCAAGGACCUCUUCCGACAAGCUGCCCGAAAUGGUGCCGUGAUUCGCGCCGACGUCCACAUUGGACCUGACGGUCGUCCCAAGGGAUCUGGCAUUGUUGUUUUCGAGAGCCCCGACGAUGCUCGCAACGCCAUUCAGCAAUUCAACGGCUACGACUGGCAGGGCCGAGUCCUUGAGGUUCGCGAGGACCGAUAUGCCGGCAGCGGUCCUGGCAUGGGCUUCGGCGGCCGCGGCGGCUAUGGCGGAAUGCGAGGUGGAUUUGGCGGAGGCUUUGGUGGCCGUGGAGGAUUUGGCGGGGGCCGUGGAGGCUUCGGCGGCGGCUUCGGCGGCCGAGGUGGCUUCGGUGGCGGCGCAGGCGGUCCCGGCUUUGAGCCCCCUGCCAGCUCCGUCCCUCCUAACCCCUUCACUGACUUCGCUACUACUGGUACUGAACGCAGUGAGACCAUCUAUGUCCGCAACCUACCCUGGUCGACUAGCAACGACGAUUUGGUUGAGCUCUUCACCACCAUCGGCAAGGUGGAGCAGGCCGAGAUCCAGUAUGAGCCCAGUGGCCGUUCCCGCGGCACUGGUGUUGUCCGCUUCGACACUGCCGAGACGGCCGAGACAGCCAUUGCCAAGUUCCAGGGCUACCAGUAUGGUGGCCGUCCCCUGAACCUCAGCUUCGUCAAGUACCUAAACCAGGGUGGUAACGAUGUCAUGGAUACGGACCCGCAUGGAGGCUUGACCCAGGAUCAGAUCAUGUAA
Messenger RNA from Fusarium falciforme, 1452 nucleotides. RefSeq lists its product as hypothetical. The transcript has 8 exons. The coding region runs from base 1 to 1452 and encodes 483 amino acids. Gene Ontology annotation, cellular component: nucleus; cytoplasm. NCBI's taxonomy places the organism in Eukaryota, Fungi, Ascomycota, Sordariomycetes, Hypocreales, Nectriaceae. Gene Ontology annotation, molecular function: mRNA binding. The record is from RefSeq and is a predicted model, not a curated record.